AUGUCCAUACAUAUCUUCACAUCACUAUUCUUCUUCGGCCAAAGUAAACGUCUCUGCACGAUGUCAAAGCUAGUGAUACAGGCUGUUUUGCUAAUUAUUGAAGUCCUUUCCAUUCCCGUUGACAAUGGUGUUGAUGGUGAUCCGGAAAUAGAAUGCGGAACUUCUUCGAUAGCAAUCAACGCUAACACGCGCAAUCCUUUCAAAGGCCACGUAUACGUCAAGGAAAAUUUGAAUCUGCACUUCUCCAUCUCAUCCCAACAUAGUAGUUUUCAUCUUUAUGGAUUCUACAUUGACAACAACUGCCGAUCCGAUGAUGGCGGGAGGCGAGUGGCUGGCAUCGUCGUUGGCUUUCACGCUUGCGGUCUGAUGCGGACUCGAUCGCUUAAUCCGCGUGGAGUUUUCAUGGUUACAACCAUCGUGGUUUCCUUUCAUCCGAAAUUCAUUACAAAGGUGGAUCGCGCCUAUCGUAUCUCAUGUUUUUACAUGGAGGGAAGUGGGAGCGUUUCAUCUCCUCUUGUUGUCUCGGAAAUCACUACAACGAGCAUGAUGAGGGACGUGCAAAUGCCAGUGUGCAAAUAUGAGGUAAGCACUUGCAUUAAAAAAUCUGAACUUCUCUAUUUCUUUGGAAUGAGCUGAUU
Messenger RNA from Strongylus vulgaris, 638 nucleotides. NCBI's taxonomy places the organism in Eukaryota, Metazoa, Nematoda, Chromadorea, Rhabditida, Strongylidae. The record is from the annotation of a GenBank genome assembly.